Molecule: messenger RNA, 873 nt
Organism: Vigna radiata var. radiata (mung bean)
Lineage: Eukaryota; Viridiplantae; Streptophyta; Magnoliopsida; Fabales; Fabaceae
Exons: 3
Coding region: 1-873 (290 amino acids)
Source: RefSeq, a predicted model, not a curated record
AUGGAACAACCUCCUGGGUUCGUUGAUCCUCGAUAUCCAAAUCAUGUUUGUCGACUUCGGAAAGGUCUUUAUGGUCUCAAACAGGCCCCUCUUGCAUGGUUUCAACAAUUCAGCUCGUUUUUCCUCAGUCUUGGGUUCCUCGGAAGAAAAGGGAAUAAUAAUUCUUUACUUCAAAAACUUUUGGCAAGGUUCAAAACUGAGUUUGCUAUCAAGGAUUUAGGCCAUCUAAAUUACUUUCUUGGUCUUGAGGUUCACUACACUACCGAUGGAGAUCCAUCCUCUGAUCCCACUCAAUAUCGCUCUCUCGUUGGUGCACUCCAGUAUCUCACUAUAACUCGUCCUGACUUGUCCUACGCGGUAAAUUUGGUUAGUCAAUUUCUUCAAGCUUCAACAACUGAUCACUUUCAAGCAGUUAAACGCAUCCUUCAAUAUGUCAAGGGCACCAUGUCCUAUGGCCCAUCCUUCACCCGUGGAGCUUCCCUUAAUGUUCUUGGAUACUCGGAUGUUGAUUGGGCUCGAUGUAUUGAGACUAGACGAUCUACCUAUGGUUAUUCCAUCUUCUUAGGCGGUAAUCUCGUCUCAUGGAGUGCUAAGAAACAACCAUCCGUACCUCGAUCAAGUUGUGAAUCAGAAUAUAGAGCCAUGGCUAAUGCAGCAGCUGAACUAAUAUGGCUUACUCAUCUUCUACAUGAUCUGCAUAUUUCCCAUCAAGCGCCAACUCUUCUUUGUGACAACAAGAGUGCUUAUUCCUCUCCCAAAAUCCGGUGGCUCACAAACGCGCUAAACAUAUUGAUAUUGAUUAUCACUUUGUUCGAGAACUUGUUCUAUCUCACAAACUCAUCACUCAAUUCAUUUUUUCUGAUCUCCAGCUAG